Molecule: messenger RNA, 279 nt
Organism: Phytomonas sp. EM1
Lineage: Eukaryota; Euglenozoa; Kinetoplastea; Trypanosomatida; Trypanosomatidae
Source: the annotation of a GenBank genome assembly
AUGGUGGUGGAGGGGAUCCGAAAGGACGCGGAGGCCUCGCAGCGGAUCUCCGCCGAGAUCGCGAGGCAGAUGGUGGAGCAGCACGACGCCCUCCGCGGGCGGCGCGCCAGGCCGGACGACGAAGACCAGGCCGAAGAAGGAGAGACGGAGACGGAGACAGGGAAGGCGGAGGCGGUAAAGGGGGGGGAACCGCCGACCCAAAGGCAGGGGCCGCCCCUCCUGGCUCGCAAAAGAAGGUCCACUUCCCUAAUUCGCACUAUAUUUACUCCUCCGAUGUGA